AUGUCAAAUGAUGAACAAGUCGACGAUGAAAAUCGCGACGGACAAGGGAGACUGACGAAACCAGCAGGCGCCAUGGCUAUCACAGCUCCAUCAUGGCUUGCUGCCAUGACCAUCUUCUCUUUCCUCUCACUUCUCCUCCCCACAAAUGCCCUGUACUUCUACGUUGAUGGCCGCCAAACAAAGUGCUUCUACGAGGACCUGCCCAAGGACACCCUGGUAGCAGGUGACUUCUCAACCUAUGUCAUUAACCCCCAAACCAACGUCUACGCAAUCGACCACAACCUCCGCGUCAUGAUCACCGUCGACGAGACCUUCGACAAUGACCACCGCGUUGUCUCCAAGCGCGAACAUCACUCUGGCCGCUUCACCUUCACUGCUGCCGAUGCUGGCCAGCACAAGAUCUGCUUCACGGCUGACACCGACGUCCAGACUAGUGGAUGGUUGUCCAGCUCCCAGGGCGCAGUCAAGGUGUCCUUGGACAUUGCCAUUGGCGAGACCAGCAAGAUCGAGACUGAGGAUAAGGACAAGAUGAAGGAUAUCGUGCAGCGCGUUAAGGAUCUGAAUAGUCGAUUGCAUGAUAUUCGGAGGGAGCAAGUUUACCAGCGGGAACGUGAGGCUGAAUUCCGUGAUCAGUCUGAGACUACCAACUCUCGUGUUGUCCGCUGGACUCUCAUCCAGUUGGCUGUUCUGUCUGUUGCGUGUGCUUGGCAGCUCUCGCACCUACGGUCUUUCUUCAUUAAGCAGAAGUUGACCUAG
Messenger RNA from Penicillium odoratum, 756 nucleotides. Its product is annotated as p24 family protein. Bases 1 to 756 code for a protein of 251 amino acids. Gene Ontology annotation, cellular component: endoplasmic reticulum-Golgi intermediate compartment; endoplasmic reticulum; Golgi apparatus. Lineage: Eukaryota; Fungi; Ascomycota; Eurotiomycetes; Eurotiales; Aspergillaceae. The record is from RefSeq and is a predicted model, not a curated record. The transcript has 4 exons. Gene Ontology annotation, biological process: intracellular protein transport; endoplasmic reticulum to Golgi vesicle-mediated transport; Golgi organization.